Messenger RNA from Colletotrichum gloeosporioides, 1740 nucleotides. RefSeq lists its product as uncharacterized. The record is from RefSeq and is a predicted model, not a curated record. NCBI's taxonomy places the organism in Eukaryota, Fungi, Ascomycota, Sordariomycetes, Glomerellales, Glomerellaceae. The transcript has a single exon. Bases 1 to 1740 code for a protein of 579 amino acids.
AUGAAAGUUAGUUUCCGAGGCUCAUCUGCGGCCUUUUAUUUCUGGCUGAUACAUCACUGGACUACGCUCACUCAAGCGGCCAGUUCGGCCCCGUUCGAAGCGACAUGGUCAUCAGCAACAUUCGGUCCCGAUGGCCCGUGGCAAGCAGUCGAGGUCAACGUCGGCGAAAACUCAAAGGUCGCUCUGUAUCCAGGACACACAUUCCAGUCCCUCGUCAUAUCCACGGAUUACUGCAAACUCAAUAGCUCCAAUGGUUGCUACGCAUCGAAAGCAGGGACGUAUAAUCGAGCGCAAGCUUUCCAAGAUGGUACCGGAUCUGCGUCUGGAAUACAGUACAAACCACCGCUGUACGAAUGGAUGGCUGGGAUGGACGUUCGUGGCACCUUGCCUACCUCCUGGGUGGAUUCAAUGGCGUUGAAGUCAGCCGCAACUUCUGGACCGACACAUCAGGUCGAGAAUGUCAGUUUGACACUAGUGGAAAGCCAGAUGAUCGCGUAUCCCGGCGGUACAUGGUAUCCUGCUUUUGUUGGGUGCUUAGGCACUGGGGCUGCGGCCACUGUCAAUCAAUCCUUCACAACAUCGUCGUAUCCGAUUAAUGCCAGCCUGAUACCUGGUGCGCUCUGGUAUAACGACAAAAUACCUUCCAACUCGUUCAGCAUGCAUAUUGGAUCGGUCUCUUCGCAGAUGGCGGGAUCUCUCUGGUUCGGUGGAUACGAUCAGAACAGACUGAUCGGCGACGUUUUGGUGGCAGACGAGGACUUUGUUCGAAGUCCAAUAACUCUCAAAGACAUCGCUAUUGAUGUCAUCGAAGGGGCUUCGCCAUUCGACUUCACCGCCAAGAGUGGUCUCUUAGCCGCAGGGAACACCUCUAUCGCCAACGGGCUCCCGGUGGCUGUUGAUGGAUGUUCCCCUUACCUUACUUUACCAAGAUCAACCUGCGACAAUAUUGCUGCAAAUCUCCCGGUUAGCUUCAACGCCGAUCUUGGAUUGUAUAUCUGGGACACCGAGUCUACAAAAUAUCGCCAAAUUGUUUCGUCAGCAUCAGCGUUAUCUUUCACCUUCCUCUCCGACUCAAAUACGAAGACGACUACGGUCCGUGUGCCAUUUUACCAUCUCAACUUGACGCUUUCCGAACCCCUCGUCGAUUCUCCGAUGCAAUAUUUUCCCUGCUUUACUGGUGGCCCUGGCACAUACAACUUAGGCCGAGCGUUCCUCCAGGACGCGUUUCUCGCUGCGAAUUGGGGGCAGUCUAAGUGGUGGCUUGGUCAGGCGCCAGGGCCCAACAUUCAGCUGUCUCCAAGCGUCAUUGAGAUUAACGAAGAUGAUGUUUCCAUCAAAAGUGGCAGCAAUGAUUGGGAACAGUCGUGGAAGGGAGCUUGGAAGGCCUUGACCGAAGACGAGGCAAACGGCACCACUACCGUAGAACCUCCCGUGCAGUCUGGCGUGUCGAGCAAUGACGGCCAGGAAGAAGGGUCUGCUGUUCUUUCAACGGGAGCCAAGGUAGGCAUCGGUUUGGGUUGUUCUGUGGCAGCGCUGGCUGGCAUUGGCGCGUUGGUCUUUUUCUACCUGAGACGGAGGAAAGCAAAGGCUGUUAUAUUAGAUCAACCGGUCGUGGUUCAUGAUCAGAAGGGCCCUGCUGAGAUGUAUGGCUCUUCACCUAGUGAUAUGACACCUGUGAGUGAGAUCGAACCGCGGUUGAGGCCUAAAGAAGCAUCGCAUGAUCCGGUGGAGUUACCAUAG